AUGACCCUGGCGCUGUGCACCCGAAUCCCUCACCGUUACUUGGUGAUCAUACUCAGUUUCAUCAUCAUGAUGGUCACUGUUGGUUAUCGUGCUUGCUUCGCGCUAAUGGCCACUCACAUCUCCUUCUUCAACUCAACUGAUAAUAAUUCGACAUCUUCAGGCCGAGAUUCAAUUUUUCCUAGUUGCACUACAGCAGGGACCUCUCGAUCAAAAGUGGUGGACUGGAGUGGGUCGACAGUGUCUCUGUUUCACACAGCUUAUUUUGCCGGCCAGCUGGUGAUGUCGAUUCCUGCAGGAGCUCUUGCCAUGAAAACCUCACCCAAACGGUUAUUUGGUCUAACACUUCUUGCUACCAGUGUAUUGCAACUAGUUCUGCCUAUAGCUACAGAUGUCCAUGUGUCGCUCACUUUCGUCAUCAGAACAGUCCAGGGCAUGUUGGAGGCUGCUUCUGUUCCUGCUAUGAAUGCUGUCAUAUCGUCCUGGGCGCCAAAAAACGAAAAAGCCAGACUCAUUAAUUUUGCUUACUCUGGGGUCUACUUGAGCCCAGCCAUAGCCAUGUUCACAGCCGGGGCCACAGAGUGUUAUGUCAGCUGGGACAGCAUUAUGUACAUAUAUGGAUCAAUCGGAGCUGCCUGGUGUAUUAUGUGGAUCAUGGUUAUUGCGUCAAGUCCCGCCACACAUCCUAGAAUUCUCGAAGAAGAGGAGAGUCUGCUAAAGCGGAGUGGUGUUUCUACUACUACAAAAGCAAAUUCGAACCAGCCAGUCCCGUGGUGCAAGUUCUUCACAUCCAUGCCUGUGAUUGCCAUCUGGGUGGCUGCCUUCUGUCGUAAUUUCAUCUUUGCCUUGCUCAUCACAGAAGUCCAGCAGUACUACAAGGACGUCUAUGAUCUUCCAGCAUCUAUGAAUGGACUUCUCUCCGGGGUGCCUCAGAUAUUCAUGGUUGUGUUCAUGCUUGCUGGAGCCUGUGUGUUCGACAUGUUGGUGAAGAGAGGCAUUCUCAGUGUUACCAACACCAGGAAACUGGCCCAGUGUUCAGGAUUCGGAAUUCAAGGGCUGUGUACUCUGGCUAUAGGAUUCGUGGACAAUCACAUCCAAGCAUUUGUUCUUCUUAGUGUUGGCGUAGCUUUUAGCGGAUUUGCUAUUUCAGGUUAUCAGACGAACCCUUUAGACUUGGCACCACAGUUUGCAGGGCCUCUGACGGGGAUAUCUCGAACUGGAAUGCUUGGUUCAGUCAUCAGCACAACUUUGGCCUCGGUAAUGACUGGACAUUCACAUAGCUUGAUCGACUGGCAACGUCUGUUUAUCAUCGCCGGCUGUAUCCAUUUGGCAGGUGUCAUAUUUUAUGGGAUAUUUGCUUCUGGAAAUUUGCAGUCGUGGGCAAGUGACAGCAAGACAAUUAUAAACAAUGGAACUAAUUACGGUGCUGCUUCUGUUAAUGGCAUCAUCAGUAACGCGGACGGAACAGAUUAUGAUUCUCAGUACGAUGAGACAAAAGAACACAAAGAUAGUGAGUUAUACAACAGCGUUACUCUCCCUGCCACGAUUGAUGUCAAUGCUUCAUACCUUGUUCAAGAAUCUAAGACCAACGCACGCAACAGUUUCAACAACAGUAAGCAUCAAGGAAAAGGGUCGAACAAGAUAUCAUCUUAUGAUGAUAUUUACUAG
This is a messenger RNA of Candidula unifasciata, 1665 nucleotides long. NCBI's taxonomy places the organism in Eukaryota, Metazoa, Mollusca, Gastropoda, Stylommatophora, Geomitridae. The record is from the annotation of a GenBank genome assembly.